Messenger RNA from Pieris macdunnoughi, 1701 nucleotides. Lineage: Eukaryota; Metazoa; Arthropoda; Insecta; Lepidoptera; Pieridae. The record is from the annotation of a GenBank genome assembly.
AUGAGCGAUAUCGUUCCUGAAUGUGAUUUUAAUAUUGGCAGCGAAAAGUCGCCAAUUUCCGAUUAUGAAACGAAAAUAAGUGAUAGCGAUAAUGCGGAUUUUGGUGUUAAAAACGUUGAUAACAAUUCUAAUAUGAGUUUAACUCUUGAUAAAAAUGCAGAUAUAAAUAUAACUAAAGAAAUAGACAGUGUUGACGAAAUUAGUGUUGGUGUGGAAGAACUAAGUUUGAAUAAAGACAGCGAUGUUUAUAGUGAUUCUAGUUUAAAAAGUGAUAAUUCGGAUAGAAAGAAAAAGGGUUGGCGCAAACCCAAGUCCAGAACAGUGAUGCCCGUCGUCGGCUCCGCGGCGACGAACAGAGAAACUCAUGCGCACGACACCACUGAUCACAGGGACGACGAGGCACUUCAUAAUGGAAAGGAUAAAGACGCGAAGAAGAAAAGCAAAAACAAAGAAGAUAUCGCUUCAGUGCUGAUAGAAGGCGUGCUGUUCCGAGCGAGGUAUCUCGGCUCCACCCAAUUGGCCUGCGAAGGUCAACCCACCAAAGCCACCAGGAUGCUGCAGGCCGAGGAAGCCGUUUCGAGGAUAAAGUGGGGGUGCGAGGGGCCCUACGGCGGGGUGUACGCGGCCCCCGCGGCCGUCUUCAGGCUCGCCUUCCUCGGGUCGGUCGAGGUGGACGAGGACUCGCGGCGCAGGAAGAGGCGCCCCAAGAAGCACAUGGUCGAGGAGGCCGUCACCAAGAUCAAGGCACCGGAGGGUGAAAACCAACCCAGCACCGAAGUCGACCUGUUCAUAUCGACGGAAAAAAUAAUGGUCCUAAACACGGAACUGAAGGAAAUCAUGAUGGACCACGCGUUGAGGACCAUCUCGUACAUUGCCGAUAUCGGAGACCUCGUGGUGCUGAUGGCGAGGAGACGGUUCGUGCCUCACGAGAGUGACUCGGAUCAACCAAAGUUGAACCGCACACCCAAGAUGAUAUGCCACGUCUUCGAAAGUGAAGAGGCUCAAUUCAUCGCUCAAUCGAUCGGACAGGCGUUCCAAGUGGCCUACAUGGAGUUCCUGAAGGCGAACGGCAUCGAAGAUCAUAGUUUCGUCAAAGAAAUGGAUUAUCAAGAGGUUUUAAACAGUCAAGAGAUUUUUGGUGAUGAGUUGCAAAUGUUCGCCAAAAAGGAGUUACAGAAGGAAGUGGUGGUGCCGAAGAGCAAGGGCGAGAUCCUGGGCGUGGUGGUGGUGGAGUCGGGCUGGGGCUCCAUGCUGCCCACCGUCGUCAUCGCCAACCUGGCGCCGGCCGGGGCGGCCGCCCGCUGCUCGCAGCUCAACAUCGGCGAUCAAAUAAUCGCGAUCAACGGCGUGAGCCUCGUCGGUCUGCCUCUGUCGACCUGUCAGACGUACAUAAAGAACUCGAAAAACCAGACCGUGGUGAAAUUGACUGUGGUCCCGUGUGCGCCCGUCGUCGAAGUCAAGAUUAAGAGACCCGACACCAAAUACCAGUUAGGAUUCAGCGUGCAAAACGGUGUGCGUUCUCCGAGACAAUCAAGCCUGAACGUAAAGGCGCGUUCAGCGGGUGGGGCAUCUCAAGACAUCAAUCGAGAUGAACUCGCGGAGCAGUGGAGGGCCGUGCCUCACGAACGGAUCGUCGAGCGUUUGCGGCGACGUCCGUUGGCGAUGUUUUUAAAAUUCCAGCUUUCGAUGACUGGCGAUUAA